AUGGUAGACGUUGUUGCUGCACAGGAAUUCAAAGAAAUUGCUAUAGCAAAACUUCCCAUAAUCCACUCAUUCACAAGAACCGGACUAGCCAGGCAAUUUGAAUUCAACAACGAACUGCUAAACAUCGUUCGGCCAAUCGUCGACCAAGCGAUAGAGGGAUCGGACGUCAAGAAGGACUUGGAGAAGGCGGUUUCUCUGUUAACAGCUAGGAACGAGCUUCUUAUCGUUGCGGACGGUGACCUCUCAGUAUUCGCAUUCUACGAUCAACACAAGAAGGCGGAGGUUGCGAAAGACCCAGUUAUAGCCGCCUUUCUCAAAGCGAAGGAAAAAGAAGUGCCCAGACCUCGUAAAACUAGUGUCUGGAAGGCUCCUCGUUUUGAUCCAUAUGAGAGGAGCAAAACUCCCUUUCGGAACCAGAGAUCGGCCUGGGCACCCGCAUCUCUUCCCUACAUGCCCCAACCUUCUCAGUUCUACCCUAAGGAACAAGGAUCGAGCAGAAGCACCAAAAUGGAAAGCAGAGCAGCCCCUAGAUUCGCGAAUUCGAGAGAUAUGUGCUUCGAGUGCGGCCGCUUUGGUCACUUCGCCAACGAGUGCAGAUUUGGCAGGAGAAGCAACUGA
Molecule: messenger RNA, 618 nt
Organism: Cooperia oncophora
Lineage: Eukaryota; Metazoa; Nematoda; Chromadorea; Rhabditida; Trichostrongylidae
Source: the annotation of a GenBank genome assembly